AUGUGCGUUUUCAUAGUGCAUUAUCGUUAACAGUUACAGACUAGUCGUUCGUCCUUAAAUAGUAAAAAAAAGAUUUAAUCAUAUUUAUUACAUGAUUAAUUGAACUAUAUUUAGUUUUUGUAGUUAUGUUUUUCAUCAUAGGUAUAGGGUUAGGAGAUGUUAAAGAUAUUACUGUCAGAGGUUUGGAAAUUGUUCGAAGUGCCGAUCGAGUUUACCUAGAGUCAUACACAUCAAUUUUACCAGAGAACAAAGAGCAAUUAGAAAAAUUUUAUGAGAAGUCUUUAAUAGAAGCUGAUCGAGAAAUGGUUGAACAACGCGCUGAUGAGAUGUUGGACAAUGCCCAGGAAAAAGAUGUAGUUUUAUUAGUUGUAGGUGAUCCUUUUGGAGCUACUACUCAUUCUGAUAUAUUGUUGAGAGCACAAGAUUUAAAUAUUAAAACCAAAGUAAUUCACAAUGCUUCAAUUCUUAAUGCAAUAGGAUGUUGUGGACUUCAGCUAUACCAUUUUGGAGAAACUGUAUCAAUACCAUUUUGGACUGAUGUAUGGCAACCUUCCAGUUUUCUUAAUAAAAUAAAUCAAAAUAAAGCUAUAGGAUUACACACAUUAUGUUUAUUAGACAUUCAAGUAAAAGAACCUACGUGGGAAAGCAUUACCAAAAAAAAAAAGGAAUAUCAACCCCCUAGAUUUAUGGAAGUAAGAGAAGCUUGUGAACAACUUUUGCAAAUUAUUGAUAAAGACGAAUUUGAAGGAAAAAAUUAUAUUACUAAAGAUAGUAUUUGUGUUGGAGCUGCUCGUAUUGGAUGGCCAGAUCAGAAAAUUGUUGUAAGUACAUUAGCUGAUAUGGCAAAAAUUGAUUUAGGAUCCCCAUUGCAUUCUAUGGUUAUUGUUGGUGAAUUGCAUCCACUUGAAGAACAAUUUUUAAAACAGUUUGCUUAUGUAAAAUAAAUUAUAUAAAUAAAUUUGUAAAAAUAUAAAAAUAA
Messenger RNA from Daktulosphaira vitifoliae (grape phylloxera), 979 nucleotides. RefSeq names its product diphthine methyl ester synthase (gene Dph5). Gene Ontology annotation, biological process: protein histidyl modification to diphthamide. The coding region runs from base 126 to 944 and encodes 272 amino acids. The transcript is spliced from 5 exons. The record is from RefSeq and is a predicted model, not a curated record. Gene Ontology annotation, molecular function: diphthine synthase activity. Lineage: Eukaryota; Metazoa; Arthropoda; Insecta; Hemiptera; Phylloxeridae.